This is a messenger RNA of Alosa alosa (allis shad), 3251 nucleotides long. RefSeq names its product GTPase IMAP family member 8-like. Gene Ontology annotation, molecular function: GTP binding. NCBI's taxonomy places the organism in Eukaryota, Metazoa, Chordata, Actinopteri, Clupeiformes, Clupeidae. The transcript is spliced from 4 exons. The record is from RefSeq and is a predicted model, not a curated record. Bases 2345 to 3082 code for a protein of 245 amino acids.
GUACCUAAUAAUGCUGUAACAAGUCCUACAGUGGCACCACAGACAUCACUUCUGCCGCCAAAGCCAACACAGACACCUGUCACUGUACCUGAUGAUGCUGUAGCAAGCCCUACAGUGGCACCACAGACAUCACUGUUGCCACCCAAGCCAUCACAGACACCUGUCACUGUACCUGAUGAUGCUGUAGCAAGACCUACAGUGGCACCACAGACAUCACUUCUGCCGCCAAAGCCAACACUGAUACGUAUCCCUCUACCUAAUGAUGCCUUAACAAGCCCUACAGAGGAACCACAGUCAUUUCUUUUGCCACCAAGGCAACCGCCACCCAAGCGUCCACCUACUUGCAAGGAGCGUCUGAUGAUGGAGAGGAUCAAGAGUCUAAAGUCACGGGUGGCCAAGCUGAAGGCAGAAGUAAAGGAACUGAAGAAAAGCAGCAAAGUAGAUACCAUGGAAGCACUUAUGAAUCAGCUGAAGAAACUCCUACCAGCCCAAACCUUUGCUUUCGUCAGUGCACAAAUCCGUGAAUCACAGCACAAGUCGAAUAAUUUCCGGUGGACUGCUCAGGACAAAGAACUAUUUUUGCCCCUGCUACGAGCCAGUCCAAAGUGUUACAAGUUACUGUCCAACAUUGUUCUUCUGCCAACUGCCCGUACUCUACAGAAGUAUGUGCAGUCCACUGGUUUCAAAUCUGACCAAAAUAGUCUUGCCAUGACGAAGCAGACGAAGCAGAAGAAGACCACUAAGCCUAUAGAUGAGUCAGUCGGGACGGAAGAUGUGUCCCAUCACCCCACCUGACCUCUCUCACCUGGGUGGAUUCGGCCGUGCGGAGACUCUUCCCACACACAGGACACUCCUUACAACCAGUGCUACCUCAGUGCCACCUCUGAUAAAGUUGGACAUGCUUUGUAACCAUAACAAGACAAAACACAAGACAAUGUAUAUGUCACGAUCCUGCCCUGGAUCUCUAGAUCCAGGUUCAUGUUUGUUUCUUGUGUAUUAUGUAUUAUGUGCCCUGUAGUGGUUUGUCUUUGUAUUUUGCCAUGUUUUCUGUUCCUUGUCACUUCCUGUGUCAUGUACCAUGUAUUCCUUUGUUUACCCUGGUCAUGUGCUUUUGUUCCUUGUCUCUGCCCCUCCCCUGAGCCAUGUUCCCUAAUUAUUGCCUUGAUUGCUUUCCACCUGUGCCUUGUCAGUCCUGUUAAGUGUGUAUUUAAACCCUGUCUUGUGUGUGCUUUGCUUUGCUAGAUUAUUUCGUCUCUUGUCAGGUUUGUGCAUGUUCUCGUCCAGUUUGCUAUUGUCGGUCUAAGACUUCAUGUUCUUGUUAAGUCUUCUGAAGAGUUUUUGUGUGAAAGAAGACCCAUUAAAAUAUAGUUUGAAUCCACUUCGGUUCCUCUGAGUCUGCGUUUGGGUCCAAUCUGCAAUCCUGGUCUGCUGGCCGUGACAGUAUACAUUGUAUCCUCCAUUUGUAUAUACAAAAGUGUCCUCCAUUUCACAUUCACAAUGGCUUUGUGCACUAUUGGCACCAGAUCAGCUUCAUGAGAUCACCUAUGCUUGCCAUUUAACAGGAUACAGAGCUUUUUGUUGGUCAGUGUUCUCCUCUUUACAUUAGACCCUGAUCAGCGGCCCCACUAUGUUUAGGGUAUGGUAUCAGCAAAUACUCAUUUCAUCCAUCAUUUCUAAAUUAAUUCAUUACAGUAACUUUUAAAUCAUCUUUACUAGUGUGGUAUUUAAAGUGUGGUAGAUUUUCAAGUGUCGGUGUAAAAGUAAAAGUUUUUUUUAAAUGCAGAAACGAAGCAAUUGUAUCAUGAACGCAGCGCCUUUUUUAAUAAUUAACUUUAAGCGAACCAUGAACUUAGGAGUGGUAUGCUGAAAUCGUCAUUCAUUACUGCAUGUGAUACCUGAGGUAUGAACAUACAAGGUACAUGGUGUGUUGAUUGCACAUUUUAAAUCAAUGUAUGGUUACAGAACACUUUCUUCUAGAUGCAUUCUUUAUGCAGUAUAUUUAUAUUUAUGGCAGUGGUUUAAUUAAUGUAACAGUAUUAAGACAAACAAUCUUUGUCAGUUUACAGUUUAAAGUUGUUUUGCUAUUUUCUAUUCCAGGUGUCAAACGCCAGAUGUGUUUCCAGCCCAGGUCACAUCCAGUAAUGAUUAUUUCUGUUUUUCUUCUAUUUCAGAGAACUCUUAAGAAUUUGAAUCCCAAAAGUGGAAGAUUAGUACUGUGUCUGACCUCAUGUUUCAUCUGAAACAUGUCUCUGAACCUCGCUUAACAGAAGAGAUUUAUUCCUGAUUUCUGGUGGCAGUAAACCAUAGCAGUCACUUUGACUUCGACUGUGUUUUGACUGAACUGAUGGAUAAGAAGAAGGAAGAAGAGAGAAGAGCAGAGGAGAGGAAGAUGAAGGUGCAGAAGCAAAGAGAGAUUAUCCGAUCAUCAGCAGGUGGCGUUCCACAUAUUUCAGAUAUGAGGAUUGUAUUGCUGGGAAGCAGAGGUCAAGGGAAGAGCGCAUCAGGAAACACUAUCCUGGGCAAAGCAAAGUUCAACACCUCCGCAUUAACAGCUGAGUGUGUGAAGAGAGAAGAAGACACUGCAGGGAGACACAUCACUGUAGUGGAGGCACCAGGAUGGCGGGAGAGCCAUCCAUUAGAGGCGACUCCUGAACGUGUUAAACGAGGGAUUGUCCUCAGUGUGUCUCUCUGUCCCCCAGGACCCCAUGCUCUACUACUGGUCAUUGAUAUGAGGUCAUCCUGCUCAUUCACAGAGACGCACAGAAGAGUGGUGGAGGAACAUCUGGAGUUGCUGGGUGACAGAGUCUGGAGUCACACUAUAGUGCUGUUCACUUUUGGGGACUGGCUGGAUGCCAGAGAGGUAACGAUUGAAGAGCUAAUCGAGAGUGGAGGGGAGGCUCUGCAGUGGGUUGUAGAGAAAUGUGGGAACAGGUAUCAGGUUGUAGAGAAUUACCAGCUUUACAGUUAUGGUGACCCAGUGGCAGAGCUGCUGGAGAAGAUAGAAGAGAUGGUGGUAGGAAACAGUGGCAAUCACUUUGACUUGAACAAACGAGAAGAGAAGGAGCAAUCUACAUCAUUUUAGUCCAGAUGGAUAAAUUAGAUCUAGACUAAAAUGAUCCUUGAGAAGAAAGACUCUUGUUAUAUGAUAUAUGUGAUUGAUACAUUGUGGUUGAGUAUUGAUUGGACUCUAAAGGGACUGUAUGAAAAUCAUUGUUAAAACCAAAUGAUAAAGCACACCUAAUGCAACAAUA